ACAGUUUUACGCACUUACGACCCCGCCCACUUUUUAACCUGCGCGGGUUUCAAUCAGUCGAAACCGAUAACACCUGUGAAGCGUCCACGCGCCGUCAGCACGUGUUCACAUCGGCGACCACGGUGAACCGAACCGAACCGAGCCGAGACGAGACUGUUUUUCCAGCAGAGGCCAUGGCCAACAUCGACGUUCUGUCCGCCAGGUUUGCCACUUUUGACAAAAUGUACAUGCAUGAAGCACGUGAACAGAGCUUUGCCGACUGGCCGUUCAGGGAGGAGUGUAACUGCACACCUGAAAAGAUGGCCAAGGCUGGGUUUGUCCACUGCCCCAGUGUGAAUGAACCGGAUGUUGCCUGCUGUUUCUUCUGUCUGAUCGAGCUCGAGGGCUGGGAGCCAGAUGACGAUCCUUGGACUGAACACUCAAAACGUUCCCCUGACUGCGGGUUCUUGACAAUGAAGAAAGACUUCACGGAGCUGACUGUGGCUGACUACUAUCGAAUGGAAAAGGAGAGGCUAAAGGUCUACCUUAAAAAAGUCUGCCAUAAGAGGAUGGCAUAUUUUCGGGAUGGCAUUGACCGUAUGCUUGAGAGCCUUAGAUCUCAGUUGGACACUCUGACAUGAUUGAAUGCCAUCUUCUUGUUUUUAUAUUCUGUUAGUGCCACACCAAUCUUAAGAGUGUAGCACUCAGAUUUAAUCUGUACUCAAUAGUUUUAUGCAAUCGCAGUUUACAAUAUCAAUAAAGUUGUGAGGUCUAUUCCACUUUGUUUGUAGUACUGUAUUUAACCAGAAGAGGGGGCAUUUGCAUUAAAGCUGCAGUUGUCCCUUGUCAGGCGCCCACUGGAGUCUCACAUCUUGCACUCCAAUCCUUCACAAAGAAGAUCUUCAAUGAAAGCUCACAUUCAGAAGGAUUACAAUGUGGGCUAUAUUCCCUCUUUUCAACUAAAUACUUACCAUUUUCCAGAACGUGCCACCAUCUCUACCACCCCUUUUCAAACCUUGACCCUAGACAGAUGGCCUGAAGCCCCUCCCUUUUAAUACCAACUGUUGCCCAAGUAACAUCUGUUACAUAUAGGGACGGUGUACACCGAGAGGGCUCACCGGGACACUUGCCUAACUCUGUGACCAGGACCAAGAUUUAGGAAACCCUAAGGAUGGAGAUGUGGCAAAUGUGCCCAUGAAGUAAACACUCAAAGACUGCACUGUCGCACUGUAAGGCUUCACUGAUCUUAUUUUGCAAUUAAACGUUUAACGCCAUAGU
Molecule: messenger RNA, 1257 nt
Organism: Pungitius pungitius (ninespine stickleback)
Lineage: Eukaryota; Metazoa; Chordata; Actinopteri; Perciformes; Gasterosteidae
Gene: birc5b
Product: baculoviral IAP repeat containing 5b
Exons: 4
Coding region: 174-620 (148 amino acids)
Source: RefSeq, a predicted model, not a curated record